AUGUAUAAACUGUCUCAUCAUGUGGAACAAAUGGUUUUCCCAUUGCUUUUUCCAUCAGGUGAUCCUGGUUAUUCCCUAAACGUACCAAAUAAUGCAGGAUCAAGUCGUUUUACUGCUGUACAGUAUUUUGGAUGGCGGUUGCGAGUGCUUAGAGACUUUAACAUUUUCGCCUCUGCUGGUCGUUUAUCCCAGCAAUUUAUUCUACAUGGUUGCAUUACUAUGGAGUGGAACAGGCUGAAUUAUAUCAAAAGUCAUCAGAAUUUAUUUCGGAGAGAAACACUUCAAGGGCUGAUUGAUCAUGUGCAGUAUAGUUCUGCCAAUACUUCAGACUUUGUACGACUUGGGCGAGCUGUCGUUCUUCCAUCAUCAUUUGUUGGCAGUCCGAGAGCAAUGCAGCAGCAUUUCCAAGAUUGUAUGGCUCUCUCAAGAGAUGUCAGACGACCUGAUUUGUUUGUAACUUUCACAGCAAAUCCACAGUGGCCAGAAAUUACAGAAUACUUGAGUCAACUUCCAACAGGAUUCACUGCAAGUGACAUUCCACAUGUUGUUGUACGAGCAUUCUAUUGCAGAUUUGAGGAGUUUGUGAAAGAGAUAGCUGCAGGAAAGGUUUUUGGCAAAGUAAUGGGCUAUACUUUUAGUAUUGAAUUUCAAAAGAGAGGUCUCCCACAUGCCCAUUGUUUAUUCAUUCUCAACCCACGUGACAAAUUGCUGACCCCAUCAUCAAUUGAUAGAUUUAUCUGUGCUGAAAUACCUCCAAAAGAUAAUUUUCCAAAUCUGCAUCAAAAAGUGUCCAAACAUAUGUUACAUGGCCCACAUAGUGAAGCAACUCCAUGUUAUGACAAAACAAGUGGCAUCUGUACAAAAAAAUUUCCUUUCGCUUUUCGAGAAGAAACGGAUAUGUCUGGUGAUGGUUUUCCUUUAUAUAGACGUAGAGAUAACAGGAGUGAUAUGCAUUUCUAUAACAAACGUAUUGGAAACUUGCUAAUUCCUAUCGAUAAUUCGAUGGUUGUUCCCUACAAUGCCUAUCUCCUUCUGAAAUACAAUUGUCAUAUCAAUGUGGAGUACUGUGGAAGUGUAAUGGCGUACAAAUACAUUUUUAAAUAUGUUAACAAUGAAUCAAGGUGA
Molecule: messenger RNA, 1125 nt
Organism: Parasteatoda tepidariorum (common house spider)
Lineage: Eukaryota; Metazoa; Arthropoda; Arachnida; Araneae; Theridiidae
Source: RefSeq, a predicted model, not a curated record